Messenger RNA from Paraphaeosphaeria sporulosa, 225 nucleotides. RefSeq lists its product as uncharacterized. Lineage: Eukaryota; Fungi; Ascomycota; Dothideomycetes; Pleosporales; Didymosphaeriaceae. Gene Ontology annotation, cellular component: nucleus. The record is from RefSeq and is a predicted model, not a curated record. Gene Ontology annotation, molecular function: zinc ion binding; DNA-binding transcription factor activity, RNA polymerase II-specific. The annotation marks the transcript as partial. Gene Ontology annotation, biological process: regulation of DNA-templated transcription. The transcript has 3 exons.
AUGUCGAGCCCUCAGAUCGGCAUCGACCGCCUGCCGACCCGCCGCGUCUCCAACGAGCCGCGCGAGGCCAUGAACUGCAAGAGCUGCUGCAAACGCAAGAUCAAGUGCAACAGGACACGCCCGACCUGCGAAGCCUGUCAGGUCUUCAACUGCCCUUGCAUCUACGAUGCCGUCCCCAAGAAGAGAGGGCGCAAGACGGACGUGCCCGAGGCGAUGCGAAGAAGA